This is a messenger RNA of Sceloporus undulatus (fence lizard), 902 nucleotides long. RefSeq names its product phosphoglycerate mutase 2 (gene PGAM2). The record is from RefSeq and is a predicted model, not a curated record. The transcript has 3 exons. Lineage: Eukaryota; Metazoa; Chordata; Lepidosauria; Squamata; Phrynosomatidae. The coding region runs from base 90 to 854 and encodes 254 amino acids. Gene Ontology annotation, molecular function: intramolecular phosphotransferase activity. Gene Ontology annotation, biological process: glycolytic process.
ACAUAGCCAUUUCAGUGUGGGUGUUUUAGGGCCAAGUGUCUUGUUCUGUGCUUGCUGAGGUGCACCUAGUUUUCCUCUCUAUUAGAGAAAUGCCAACCCACCGGCUUGUGAUUGUGAGGCAUGGCGAGAGCACCUGGAACCAGGAGAACCGUUUCUGUGGUUGGUUCGAUGCUGAGCUGAGUGAGAAAGGGAAGGAGGAAGCCCAGCGUGGAGCCCAGGCUGUCAAGGAUGCAGGCUAUGAAUUUGACAUCUGCUACACAUCGGUGCUGAAGAGGGCCAUCCGCACCCUGUGGUACAUCAUGGAUGGCAUUGACCAGAUGUGGCUGCCUGUGGUGCGCACCUGGCGCCUCAACGAGCGCCACUAUGGGGGUCUGACAGGACUCAACAAGGCUGAGACAGCAGCCAAGCAUGGGGAAGAGCAGGUGAAGAUAUGGAGACGUUCCUUUGACAUCCCACCACCACCCAUGGAUGAGGCGCACCCUUACUAUCAAAUCAUCAGCAAGGCCCGGCGUUAUGCUUCUUUGAAGCCUGGCGAUCUGCCUUCUUGUGAGAGCCUGAAGGACACCAUCGCCCGAGCCCUGCCUUUCUGGAAUGAAGAGAUUGCACCCCAGAUCAAAGCCGGCAAGAGAGUACUAAUUGCUGCCCAUGGAAACAGCCUUCGAGGGAUUGUCAAGCACUUAGAAGGGAUGUCUGAUGCGGCCAUCAUGGAACUCAACCUUCCAACUGGGAUUCCCAUUGUGUAUGAACUGGAUGACAAUCUGAAACCUACGAAGCCCAUGCAGUUCCUGGGCGACGAAGAGACCGUGCGGAAGGCCAUGGAAGCUGUGGCAGCGCAGGGCAAGGUCAAAAAGUGAGAGGAAGAGGGACAAGGCACCGGUGAAAUAAAACAUCUGAAAAACCCA